Messenger RNA from Chondrus crispus (carragheen), 1694 nucleotides. RefSeq lists its product as hypothetical. Lineage: Eukaryota; Rhodophyta; Florideophyceae; Gigartinales; Gigartinaceae. The record is from RefSeq and is a predicted model, not a curated record. Bases 77 to 1120 code for a protein of 347 amino acids. The transcript has 3 exons.
ACUCCGCAUAUCGCAAACCUCCGUUUUCUCUUCCUCUCCACCCCUCAAACGCCCUUUACACCUCAACUCUUUCGCCAUGGACAUCACCGCUCUUGUUUGCGCUGACGACAGGGUCUCUAGAACCCUUCCUGCGCAACAUUUUCAACACUAUUCUUCAAACAGCCAUCAACUCGAAACUUCAACACAACCACCGCGCCAACAACAACUUUCGAAGCCACAAUCGCACCAACCACUGCCGUCUGUCUCUUCACUAAGCGUCGCAACUUCCGCGCUCUCGGCAUCCUCCUCUCUCGAUUCGCUGUCAUCUCCAAUCAAUUCAUUAACAUCCCUCCCUCCCCUGUUUUCACCUACUCCUCAAUAUCCUCCCCAGCAAACGGCCCACUACCAAGCCUACUCACCUAUCCCGUCUUUGCAACAUCCCCUCUAUCAACUGCCUCUCCAGGCCGCUUCACACACCACUCGCCCAUCAGCCACAUCUCGCCGCCCACAGGCCUCCCAGCAACGGGUCGAAUGUGCCUUAUGUGGAAAGAGCUUCAGUGGUAUCUCUAGCCACAACCGCCAUGUGUCCCGGACUCAUCACAAGGCCCGUCCAUUUGCAUGCAGUCAAUGUGACCUUCAGUUUGGACAAAAAGGAUCUCUUGAUCGCCACACGGCUGCGGUUCAUCUGAAGGAGAGGCCGUACACAUGCGAGCACUGUCACAAAGGUUUCGGUCGCAAGGACAACAUGAAGAUUCACAUGACUACCGUGCACCUUAAGAAGAAGCCUUACAAGUGCGACAUGUGUCCCAAGAGUUUUGGAGGAAAAAGGCCGUUGAAGAUUCACAGGCAGACUGUUCACUUCAAGCAGAGGCCGCUGCAAUGCGAGCAUUGCGACAAGCGCUUUGGGCAGCGCUCUAAUCUCAAUGUACACAUGAAGGUGCACAGACGUGCCGCGAAUGCUGUUGUGAGCGCUAGGGCGUUGUCACACGCUCCCGCCAUUCGUUCUCCUCCCACAAGCCCGAUAGGUUCCAUAGAUGAUCUCAGUUCAGUUCGUACCGAGUCAGUGACGAUAGCGGGCAAGGUCGAGCCUUUCCCGACAGUAUACCCAGAAUCUCGGGGCUUUGCCAGCAGUCCAAUUUAAGGCAUUCUUGAUACAGCACCUGGAUAUGGAGGUGUACACGCCGGGAAUGAGGGAAAAGUCUUUGGUUCUGCUCUGCUGCUGCGUCUCUCUAGCUUUGGGUCGCGGUUUAGGAGAUGGCUGGGUACGCCAAAAAUAGAGAGGAGAAGAUAGCUGCGGCUCCUACGAGGGUCACACUUCGUUUUGAUUGCAAAAUGGCGACAGCCGACAAACAUGUUAAUUAACAGAAGGCAAAAGGUCUAGAGCACAGUCUGCGCAAGUGAGCGGAAGACACAAUGGAACAGCUUCUGCUCGCAAACGAUAAUUGUCUUGGAUACGAGCACAUCGAUAGCUAACUCACUUUUCUACAAAACAUCGCACAGGUAGCCGGAAUUGGAGGCGUCGACGUCCUUGUUGGCACACUGUGCAAAAUUUUGGGCCUAAUUGCUGUCCAUAUUUCCCCCAAGGGUUUUAGUCCUUCGUUUCCUACAGAACAAUCGUAAUUCGUUUGUAGCUUAAUUUGUCGUGCUUCAAUCGCAUUGAUGGGAUGCCGUCCCAACAUCGUGUUAAAACUAAAACAUUCAGACUUUUUUUGUUU